CCUGCGAGUCUCCAGAGAACAACGGGCUCAUUCAGCGGUGGAGGGCUGUUCGUGAAGGGGAGCGGCUAGGCUGAGAACUCGACUUGUCCUCUUCCCGGGGGUGGGGCCGGACGCAGUGGCGAGAGGAGACGAAGGCAGCCGCAGUAGCUGCAGCCUCGAACCCGGCCCUGAGCGCAAGCCGGCCGCCGCACCUCGCAGCUCCCUGCUCCCUUCCCGGUGCGCCGGCCCUCCCAUGGCGGCCGCGGGGCAGCUGUGGCUGCUCUACCUGUCCGCGUGGCUCCUAGCCCGGCUCGGCGCCGCCUUCAACUUGGACACCCGCGAGGACAAUGUGAUCCGGAAAACUGGGGACCCCGGGAGCCUCUUCGGCUUCUCGCUGGCCAUGCACUGGCAGCUGCAGCCCGAGGAGAAGCGGCUGCUGCUCGUGGGCGCCCCUCGGGCGGUGGCCCUCCCUCUGCAGAGGGCCAACAGAACUGGAGGCCUGUACAGCUGCGACAUCACCUCUCCCGGCCCCUGCACACGGAUUGAGUUCGAUAACAACGCCGACCCUUCGUCGGAAAGCAAGGAAGAUCAGUGGAUGGGGGUCACCGUCCAGAGCCAGGGACCAGGGGGCAAAGUCGUGACAUGUGCUCAUCGAUAUGAAAAAAGACAGCAUGUGAACACAAAGCAAGAAUCCCGGGACAUCUUUGGAAGGUGUUACGUCCUGAGUCAGAACCUCAGGAUUGAGGACGAGAUGGAUGGCGGAGACUGGAGUUUUUGCGAUGGCCGCCUGAGGGGCCACGAAAAGUUUGGCUCUUGCCAGCAAGGGGUGGCAGCUACUUUCACUAAAGACUUUCAUUACAUUGUUUUUGGAGCCCCGGGCACUUACAACUGGAAAGGGAUCGUUCGUGUAGAGCAAAAGAAUAACACUUUUUUUGACAUGAACAUCUUUGAAGAUGGGCCUUAUGAAGUUGGUGGAGAGACUGACCAUGAUGAGAGUCUGGUUCCUGUUCCUGCUAACAGUUACUUAGGCUUCUCUUUGGACUCAGGGAAAGGGAUUAUUUCUAAAGAUGACAUCACUUUUGUAUCUGGUGCUCCGAGAGCCAAUCACAGUGGAGCUGUGGUUUUGCUAAGAAGAGAAAUGAAGUCUGCACAUCUUUACCCCGAGCACAUAUUUGAGGGGGAAGGUCUGGCUUCUUCGUUUGGCUACGAUGUGGCAGUGGUGGACCUGAACAAAGAUGGGUGGCAAGACAUAGUUAUUGGAGCCCCGCAGUAUUUUGAUAGAGACGGAGAAGUCGGAGGCGCGGUGUAUGUCUACAUCAACCAGCAGGGCAGAUGGAAGAACGUCAGGCCGGUUCGUCUUAAUGGAACCAAAGAUUCUAUGUUCGGCAUUGCCGUCAAAAAUAUUGGUGAUGUUAAUCAAGAUGGCUACCCAGAUAUUGCAGUUGGAGCUCCCUAUGAUGGUAACGGAAAGGUUUUUAUCUAUCAUGGAUCUGUGAAUGGAAUAAACACCAAACCCACACAGGUUCUCGAGGGCAACUCACGUUUCUUUGGAUAUUCCAUUGCUGGAAAUAUGGACCUCGAUAGAAAUUCCUACCCUGAUGUUGCUGUUGGCUCCCUCUCCGAUUCAGUAGCGAUUUUCAGGUCCCGGCCUGUGGUUAACAUCCAGAAAACCGUCACAGUAACACCCAGCAGGAUCGAUCUCCGCCAGAAAACCGUCUGCGGGGCGCCCAGCGGGAUCUGCCUCAAGGUUAAGGCCUGCUUUGAAUACACUGCCAAACCCACUGGUUACAAUCCUUCGAUAUCCAUUGUGGGCACACUUGAGGCUGAAAAGGAAAGAAGAAAAUCUGGGCUGUCAUCAAGAGUUCAGUUUCGAAACCAAGGUGCUGAGCCCAAGUAUACGAAGGAGAUAACCCUGAACAGGCAGAAGCAGAAGGCGUGCAUGGAGGAAACCCUCUGGCUGCAGGAAAAUAUCAGAGAUAAACUGCGUCCCAUCCCCAUAACUGCCUCAGUUGAGAUCCAAGAGCCAAGCACUCGGAGGCGAGUGAACUCACUUCCAGAGGUUCUUCCCAUUCUUAACUCAAAUGAACCCAAGACUGUUCAAACAGACGUGCACUUCCUGAAGGAGGGGUGUGGACACGACAACGUGUGUAACAGCAACCUGAAGCUAGAGUAUAAGUUUUGUACCCGAGAAGGAAGCCAAGACAAGUUUUCCUACUUACCAAUCCAAAAAGGUAUUCCAGAACUAGUUCUAAAAGAUCAGAAGGACAUUGCUUUAGAGAUAACAGUGACAAACAGCCCUUCCGACCCAAGGAAUCCCACAAAAGACGGUGACGACGCUCACGAAGCGAAACUCAUCGCAACUUUCCCGGACACUCUGACUUACUCUGCGUACAGGGAGCUGAAGGCUUUCCCCGAGAAGCAGCUGAGUUGUGUUGCCAACCAGAAUGGCUCACAAGCAGACUGUGAGCUUGGAAAUCCUUUCAAAAGAAAUUCCAGUGUUACUUUUUAUUUGAUUUUGAGUACAACUGAGCUCACCUUUGACACCACAGAUCUGGAUAUUAAUCUGAAGUUGGAAACAACAAGCAAUCAAGAUAAUUUGGCUUCAAUUACAGCUUCAGCAAAAGUGGUUAUUGAACUGCUUUUAUCGGUCUCGGGAGUUGCCAAACCUUCCCAGGUGUACUUUGGAGGCACAGUUCUUGGUGAGCAAGCUAUGACAUCUGAGGAUGAAGUGGGAAGUUUAAUAGAGUAUGAGUUCAGGGUUAUUAACCUGGGCAAGCCUCUUAAAAACCUCGGCACAGCGACCUUGAAUAUCCAGUGGCCAAGAGAAAUUAGCAACGGCAAAUGGUUGCUUUAUUUGGUGAAAGUAGAAUCCAAAGGAUUGGAAAAGAUAGCGUGUGAGCCACAAAGUGAAAUAAACUUUCUGAAACUAAAGGAGUCGCAUAUGUUGAGAAAGAAACGGGAAAUUGCUGAAAAACAGAUUGACGAAGGCAGAAAAUUGCUUUUAUUUGGUGAAAGAAAAUACCAGACCCUUAACUGCAGCGUCAACGUGAAGUGCGUGAACAUCCGGUGCCCGCUGCGAGGCCUGGACAGCAAGGCCUCCGUGGUUCUGCGCUCGAGGUUAUGGAAUGGCACGUUUCUAGAGGAGUACUCUAAAAUGAACUACUUGGACAUUCUCGUGCGGGCCUCCAUUGACGUGACUGCUGCCACCGAGAACAUCAAGCUGCCCAACGCCGGCACUCAGGUCCGUGUGACUGUGUUUCCCUCGAAGACUAUAGCUCAGCACUCAGGAGUGCCCUGGUGGGUCAUUCUAGUGGCCAUUCUCGCUGGAAUUUUGAUGCUUGCUCUGUUAGUUCUUUUAUUAUGGAAGUGUGGAUUCUUCAAACGCUCUAGGUACGACGACAGUAUUCCCCGUUACCAAGCUGUAAAGAUCCCGAAAGAAGAGCGAGAGAUCAAAGAUGAAAAAUAUAAUGAUAACCUGGAGAAAAAACAGUGGAUCACAAGAUGGAGUGACAGUGAAAGCUACUCUUAGGGGGCCCAGAGGAGCCUUCACCCAAACUGCUUCUUUUUUCGCCCAGCUCAGAAAUUCAAAUGGUUUAAAAGCCUGAUACCCAAAUAUUGAUUUCAGACAGGCUACACAUAGUACGAACCUACAGUUUUAACUGCUGUGGACAUUAUUAUGUAGCCUAAGGCUUCUCUUUUGCACAGCCAAAUGUAAGACUGUUGGAACGGAUUUUUCUUUAACUGCCUUAAUUUAACUUUCUGGAUUGCCUUUGUUUUUCGUGUGGCUGACUCAGCGUGUGCCAGGGAAGGGCCUGCCCAGUCUCGCUCGUCAGACAUCCUCCUGAUAGUGUAGCUGGAAGACGCCACCCCAGUCACCAUGCCAAUGGAGUGACUGUCGACACUGCCUCCACAAGCAUCUCCCCACAGGAUUUGGAGAACCUGCUAGUUAACUGUGUGCCCCAUUGCAAGACAGUGCCGUGAGGGUACUGUGUUUCAAUUCAAAGUGCGAUCUUAAAUUAAAUGUGCAAUAGGAGGUGAUGUUGCCAUCCUGCCAUCUUUUCCCAUUUCCUAGGAGUGUGGAUACUUGUCCACACCGAAUGCACGCGGGCUCCAUUCUCCCUUGUCACUAAAACACACAGGUGCAACAGACUUGAAUGCUAGUUAUACUUGUUUGUAUAUGGUAUUUAUUUUUUAUUUUUUACAAACCAUUUCGUUAUUGACUAACAGGCCAAAGAUUCUCCAGUUAUCAUUCAGGUUGGAUUAAGCAAUCAGAAUUAGAACAUGGGAGGUCAGUGGUUUGACCUAAAGUAUUUACUGCAAAAAGAAAGUAAUUCUUUAUAAAUGUACCAGAGAGUUGUUAUAAUAUACAGAUAAGUUUAAGUUAUUAAAAAAAUUUCUCUUCAUGACAACGCUUACCCUUACCCUGUCCCUCCAAACCCCAAAGGUUUGUUUAAGAAAUAGGCUUAACUGUUAGGUGUUUAAUUCUUAACAGACAUUGGAUGCUUUUGAGUUUAGAGCCCUGUGUGAUCUUUCUGAAUUUUAUGCUAUAACUUUCAGGAACUCUUGGAAAUAAUGGGUUUGUUUUUUUACCUUCUGUCACUGCUGUAUAUACAGGACUUGAAAGAAAUGGUGAGUGCCUAUGGUGGAUCCAAACCGAUCCAGUGGAAGACUACUGAAUACCUGAUACCGAAAGUCAGAUUAGAACAUCGUGGAUUUUAAGUUUUAAAUAUUAUUGGAAUUGCUUAAUGUGGGUCAGUGUUUUUUUUUCCCCCUGUGUUUCCUCCCUAUCUACAUUCCCAAAAUUACUUUAGGACUACUCUAAUAAGAACUUUAAAUUGUUGUUCAUGUGUAAAAGUGGAGGAGCGUAGGAAGACAUGAUUCUGUAUAUUCAAUAGAAACUGAAUAGCUGCAAAAGCCGAAUUUUUAAAAAAAUUACUGUGUUUCAAAGUGUUCAGUUACAUGGGAAGCGGCAGCAAACAGGUGCUAAUGUGCUCGGAUGUAGUGAAGCAGUGUCUCCUUCUUUUAAAGGAACAAAAUACAGCUGUGUACCAUUGUUGCUUUGGAGUUUUUUUUCUUUUUGGAAAUCUUAUACCCUUAAGAUACUAAGAACAUUAUUCUAGUAGUACUUUGGACUUUUCAUUCACAGACAUUGUUUUACAAAUGAUAUUUUGUUUACAAAAAUCUCUCAAAUAGGUCAUAACAGUGUCUAAAAUCUCAGUUUCUUGCUUAGGUAGGUAACUUGGAACCUCAUGCACUGGCUUUGUAGGUUGCUAAGAAGCUGAUAUUUUGGAUGUGUUUAUAGACCUUUGUUAUAAAAACGAAUGUCUUUGAAGGGGGGGGGCGAAAGGGUAGUUCAAUGACAAAGAAAUGGGAAUGUAGUGAUGUUUAAAAAAUGUCAUCUCAAGUCAAGUCACUGGUCUGUCUGCAUUUGAUACAUUUUUAUACUAACUAGCAUUGUAAAAUUAUUUCAUGAUUAGAAAAUACCUGUGGAUAUUUGUAUAAAAGUGUGAAAUAAAUUUUUUAUGAAAAUGUUCA
This is a messenger RNA of Phyllostomus hastatus (greater spear-nosed bat), 5514 nucleotides long. It is a transcript of the gene ITGA6, whose product is annotated as integrin subunit alpha 6. The record is from RefSeq and is a predicted model, not a curated record. The transcript has 25 exons. Gene Ontology annotation, molecular function: integrin binding. Lineage: Eukaryota; Metazoa; Chordata; Mammalia; Chiroptera; Phyllostomidae. Gene Ontology annotation, cellular component: integrin complex; external side of plasma membrane. Bases 233 to 3508 code for a protein of 1091 amino acids. Gene Ontology annotation, biological process: integrin-mediated signaling pathway; cell-matrix adhesion; cell adhesion mediated by integrin.